Molecule: messenger RNA, 222 nt
Organism: Nezara viridula (southern green stink bug)
Lineage: Eukaryota; Metazoa; Arthropoda; Insecta; Hemiptera; Pentatomidae
Source: the annotation of a GenBank genome assembly
AUGACGGUUAACGGAAACCAUUCAGUUACAUUCAUUGACGCACAUCCUUGGAAGCUGAUAAUUGAUAUUGGCCCAUUAAAUGAACAAAGGGCCGGGAACCCCGAAAUAAUCCUGACUUAUGCCGAGGUGAGGGUAAGAUAUGAGCUGCUAUACAUCACUCAGUGGGUACCUGAACCAUCGGCACCUCCGCUGCUCCUCUAUAGUACCCUGCAUCUACGGUAA